ACUAAUCUAAGGUGUGUUUAUCAUUAUUUUUUUGGAUAUAAUGCAGAAUAAAACAUUAUUGAAAAAAAAUUCUAGACUAAGAAAUUUGGAGAAUCUCUUUAGCAGUGAACAGCAGAACGUUAUAUCAAGUCAAUGGACCACAAUAAUGCGCCGCCAGGAUGGCACUGUUCACUUCAAUCGUAAAUGGGCGGAGUACAAAAAUGGAUUUGGCAAUCCAAAUGGUGAUUUCUUUAUUGGUCUCGAAAUGAUGCAUGCUUUGACCAACGACAAUCGGUCACAAGAACUUUUGAUAGUUUUAACGGAUUUCGAUGGUCAGACGCGUUAUGCCCGUUACAGUACCUUUCGCAUAGGCAGAGAAGAUGAACAAUAUGCCAUUACCGAAUUGGGAAUGUACAGCGGUGAUGCCGGUGAUGCAAUGGUAUAUCAUAGAGGCAAAAAGUUUUCUACAUUGGAUAGAGACAAUAAUAGUGGCAAUUUACGCAACUGUCCGCAUACUUUCAUGGGCGGUUGGUGGUUCCACGAUCCUUGUUAUAGCGGUCAUUUACAUGGUCCGUAUCGACAAAAAGCAGAAGCGAAAACAUGGGGUCUUAGUUGGGGUCCUUGGAGAGGUUGGGAUUACUCCGUUAAAUAUGCUGCCAUGAUGAUAAGAAAUAAAAUGUGAAAUUUUUAUUGAUGCCUAACUUUAAAACAGGAUUUUUAGUACUUCUAUUUGUAAUAGAAACAGAUAAGCCUGCGUUC
Molecule: messenger RNA, 738 nt
Organism: Stomoxys calcitrans (stable fly)
Lineage: Eukaryota; Metazoa; Arthropoda; Insecta; Diptera; Muscidae
Product: ficolin-1
Exons: 3
Coding region: 41-661 (206 amino acids)
Source: RefSeq, a predicted model, not a curated record